AUGUCUAAAAUCUUCAAUGAGUCCAAUAUCCUAUGUCCAUGUCACUGCAAAACUGGUGAGGAUCUUAAUCCUCAUUUCCUGAAACAUUUAUCAUAUUUAUACUUUUGUCCAUCUUGUCAAGCAGUGAAAUGUGAGGAAUGUUGUGCCAUACAUGUAGAAAGCAAAUUCUGUCCAUCAUGCCUAUCCGUUUAUUCCUCGAAUGAAUCCCAUUGCAUGAAAAGCUGCUUCAAUUGCCCAAAAUGUUCUUCUAAGCUUUCCGUCACUGUCCUUCCUCAUAUGCUUAACCAAAGGGAAGCGAAAUUCUUUAACUUCAAUUGCGUCUACUGCAAAUACAAUUACUCAUCCGAACCAGUAUUGAAACCGAGACCGGUAUUUACCAUAGUCAAAGAGGACAAGCAAAAAAACGAUAGUUCAACGAAUAUGUUUAAUGAUAUUUAUAACAAUAUGAUCAAUAGAGAAAAAUUAAAUGUGAUAAACCAAAAUGACUACGCUUUAUCACCAGAUAUAAUUAACAAGCUAGAGAUCAUGGGUAUCAAGAAAGUGUCAAAAUUUAACCCGACGACACAUCUUCAAGAUAGUGUUAACAAGAAUGAACUGGUUGCUAUAAAUCCUACGGAGGAUUUCAGUAAGGCAUCUCAAGUGGCCAUUAAGGACAAAAUGAGCGAUUUCAUGAAUGUUAAACAAAGAUGCAAAAACGGCAACAUCAGCAAUGAUUCAUCAAUUCUAUAUCCGAUAGCAACAACUUUAAUUCCCAAGAAAUCGUUGAAAUGUUUGAUGUGUAAUAACAAUAUAUUAACACCCAAUGUAGAUACAAUAAAAUAUGAUGUCAAAUGGAAUGCUGUUGAUUUCUUACCUACUUUGCAUUUGUCAAAUCCUGAUGAUGAAGAACCUGAUAGGAUGUUAGAGCCUGGGGUUUCUUAUACAUUUCUUAUUAGCUUGACUAACCCCUUAAGCGAAAAGGCUGAUAUAAAACUUUCAUAUAUCUCGAAACUAGGAAAAUCUUUCAUAUCUUCCGCAGAUAUUCAAGCUGACAUUUAUAUUCUGGCAACUGAAGUUUCGUUGGGUCCGUCACAUAAUCUCAAAGACCUUAUAAAGUCUAUUCCUACUUCGUUUCUAACUAAAAAAACAAUGAUAUCUCGUUCAGAGAUUUCGUUGAGAAGGGAAGCAGCUAUAAAGUCUGGGGUCAAUGAUUGGUGUCUGAUCCCGUUAAACUUUACUGCUACUUUCUCAAAAAAUAUAAAAGCACAAAAUGUGGAUAUAUAUGUACCAUUGUACAUAACAGUUACAUCAGAACUUCCGGAUAAAGUGAGAGAAAUGGAAACAUCAAAAGAACAGCUCAAAUUUGGUUACUGGAACAUAAUAAAAUUGGGAGUCUUUUCAAUAGGUUGA
Messenger RNA from Priceomyces carsonii, 1389 nucleotides. RefSeq lists its product as uncharacterized. The record is from RefSeq and is a predicted model, not a curated record. Gene Ontology annotation, cellular component: dynactin complex. The transcript has a single exon. Lineage: Eukaryota; Fungi; Ascomycota; Pichiomycetes; Serinales; Debaryomycetaceae. The coding region runs from base 1 to 1389 and encodes 462 amino acids.